Oncorhynchus kisutch (coho salmon) is the source of this 2191-nucleotide messenger RNA. Its product is annotated as signal-transducing adaptor protein 2. NCBI's taxonomy places the organism in Eukaryota, Metazoa, Chordata, Actinopteri, Salmoniformes, Salmonidae. The transcript is spliced from 14 exons. The record is from RefSeq and is a predicted model, not a curated record. The coding region runs from base 325 to 1614 and encodes 429 amino acids. Gene Ontology annotation, molecular function: signaling adaptor activity.
UUUAGCCAGCAGUGGGCGUGUUUUGGCGACAGACACAUGCCUCAAGUGGCACCUGUAGUACUCUACGGACAAUUGUUUCCAGUCAAGAGAGGAACGCCAGAUGAUACUUUAAAGCAUAUAACAAAAGCUUCUCCAAAGUAUAGCUGGACGACCAACCAAACCACGUGGCUUUUCUCUGACAGAGACUGUCGAUAUCUUAUGUUAUACAUUUUUCUUGUUCACUUCUUCAAGCCAUAAAUCCACCCAGGUGUUGAUAAACCACUUAACCUGGAGAGCGGGGGAUCCCGAUUGCCGUGCGUAAACUCUUCGUCGCGCUCGGCACUGAUGGCGGCGACCAAGCGAGCUGGGCGACAGCUUCCACACUGCUACUACGAAGGAUUCCUGGAAAAAAGGUCAUUCGAAGACAAGGCAUCUCGGAGACUAUGGACAUGCUUGUGUGGAAACAUUCUUUUCUUCUACAACAACACCAAUGACAAUUAUUAUGUGGAGAAACUAGAGCUCCGUGGCCCCAUCUCCUUGACGGAUGACUGCAAUCGGGACAGAAACCUGGAGGCAGCCAGACUCAUCCUGCGUAUGGAGGAUGGGGAGAUCAAAAUCACUGCCCCAAGUCUAGAGGCUCGAGAACUAUGGAAAGGUUUCAUCUACUCUGUAGUUGAGCUGUCAGUGCCAAGCUCUCUCAACCUGCUGCCAGGCCAGAUCCACAUGAUGAGAGAGACGAUAGAGACCGAGAGGGAGAGACUGAAGACCCUGUCCCCUACACCUGCUGCAGCAUCCAGCUCUAACCUUUACCUCAGCCUCGUAGGGGACAUGCCUGCGUGUUUUCAGCCCGUGUCUCGUACUGAGGCAGAGAUGACUUUGGAGAGACACUCUGACUGUGGGAACCUGCUGAUUCGGCCUAGCAGGGAUGGCGCCUCAUUGGCUGUCACCACUCGACAGGACCUCAAUGGGUCUGUGUUCAGACACUAUCGCGUGACCAGGAAACAUGACGGAGGAUACGCCAUUGAUGUAGAUACUCCAAUCUUCUGUGCCACACUGCAUGAUGUCAUAAACUGUCUGGUGGACAAGACUAAUGGAACUCUGACACCCUUCAUUAUGGAAGGACCGUACGAAGAGAGCAUCACGUUUGUUCAGGCAAAUGAGGAGAAUGGAGAGAGUCUGCAGUGUGUCCCCAGUACUCCCAUGCCCCCUGUGCCAGUCCCUGCUCUACCUCCCAAACCAGGUCCAAGAGGGCGUGUACCAACUCCAGAGCCUGAGUCAGAUACAAGAGUGUGCCUUGACCUCAAUGAUACCCAGAAAGAAAAGAAAGACACUACUUUGCAGCCUGCUCACCUCUCUCAGACUCCUCCCACACGCUUUCGUCUGCCAAUGAUGCCCCGUCAGACCCCCCAUUUGCCCCAUCAAACAUCUCUGCCAAGUGAAGUGCUGCUCAGCUCUGGACCUGAGAGGAAGGCCCUGAUGCCACCACUGGUGCCUUCUGUUCGUACACCUCGUACCUCCCACUCGACCUUCACAGAUACCCCUGACAUCACUGUGACUUCUGUCCCACCACAUGCUGUGGCUCAGACCAUAUCUGAGGAGCUCAAGUUGAAGUUGGAGAAGAGGCGGGCGCAAUAACAGUAACCUCUCCUGACAGUUUAGUCAACCAGCAAGUGGAAAAGCCUGCUACAGCAAUGGCUUCACAACAAAAUGGGGACACUCAACAUGUCACUUUCGCUGGUAGACAGAGACAUGGACCGUGUUUCCCUCUGUCAGACUCAGCCUCUGGGCUACUCUGGCCGCCUCCUCCCCUGGGCCGGGUGCCUGGGUCUCUCCCUGUUCCUUCUCAGCUGGGCUGUGUAUGCGCAGACUCUAAGAUGAAUGCCUUAUCGAUUGCUCCUUCCUGUAUCGCUUCAUCCAAACCAGACACUAGCAAAUUUAACAGACUGUAAAUCGGCAUUUAAUUGUCACAUUCGCACCACGGUUGUUUUGUAUAUUUGCACAUUUAUUGAAAAAGUCAAACUAGAUUUUUUAUAUAAUCCAAUAGACCUACAGUAUCAAUACUAAACCUGUCAGUGUUUUUGUUUCUUUGUCGUUUUGACAUGCUAUAUUUAUAUUUCUAUACAUUUGUCUCAAUUCUACAACAGACUUUUGUCAAAGGCAAUGAAGCCAAUGUUGUCUCCUGAAUGAAAUAAAAGGAAUCACUGGUAUUGUA